Molecule: messenger RNA, 3266 nt
Organism: Cucurbita maxima (winter squash)
Lineage: Eukaryota; Viridiplantae; Streptophyta; Magnoliopsida; Cucurbitales; Cucurbitaceae
Product: probable RNA-dependent RNA polymerase 5
Exons: 19
Coding region: 123-3185 (1020 amino acids)
Biological process (GO): siRNA processing
Cellular component (GO): nuclear RNA-directed RNA polymerase complex
Molecular function (GO): RNA-directed RNA polymerase activity
Source: RefSeq, a predicted model, not a curated record
AAUGGUAAGUAAAUGAGUUUGAACGGUCGUGUCAACGGACCUACCUAACGGUGGGGUUUUCGGAUGCAUACUGAUCAUCACUGCCACCGCUCUCCGUCGAGAAGGAAGCCUGCAUUGUUCUGAUGGCGGAUCAUUUACACGAAGUGCCUCUUCCGCCGUCCGUCGAGCAGUUUCUUCUCCAAAUCUGUGUGCAACAGAAUCAGCCACCGCCUGAUGCCAAAGCGCGACGGGCGUUAGCUUCUUUAGGAGAAGAAAUGGCUCUUGAUUCUCUCCGCAAAAUCUCCUCCUGCUCUAUUAGGAACCUUAGCGGUUUCAUCAUGCAUAUGGUUCGUAAUGAUCCUUGCAUUUCACCUCAGAACAAGAUGGUUGCCGUUUUUUCUCCGCAUUCGAGUCCAUCUUCCACCGGCUGUGUUUCUCAGCUUCACAGUCCUUCGACUUGCUCCGCUUCUCUGUAUCAGAGUCUUUCAUCUUGUCGCGUUUAUAGCCCACAAGGAACUGCUGAGAAAACAAAGUUUGAGCCGUCAACACCAGACAAAUCUGCAAUCUAUUCAUCGUCGGUUUCAGAUAGGGUACAGAUUCCACAAUUUGUGGCUUUGGGUGAGCUUGAGUUUAGAAGGGCGUUUUUGAUAUUGAGUUAUAUUGGAGGAGAAAGCUUAGAAAGAGUCACAACAGCAGACCAAAUUCAAAGUCUGAGCCAGUUGGCGAUGGAGAAAUUUGAGUCUGAAGUUUGGAAAGCAUUUGGUGAAAAAUACGUUAAUAAGGAAGACAGACGAGUGUAUGUUGAUUGGGAUCGUAGGAAAACACACAUCUACCACUGUUAUGUUGCAUUGGAUGGGAGUUAUAGUUUCAAGGGUCCAUUUUUGAACCAUACAAAAACUCAUCUGCAAAGGGUUUUAGGCGAUGACAAUGUUCUGAUGGUCAAGUUUGCUGAAGACGUCUCUGAUAGAUGUUCAAUAAGCCAUCCUGGUGGAUCAUUUUAUGCUUAUAAAAAGAUUGCUAGAGAUGGCAUUCUUCUUGGAUUGCGUCGAUAUCAGUUUUUUGUUUUCAAAGAUGGUGGCAAGGAGGAAAAAAAGAAGAAUCCAACCACAUCAGCAGUGAAGUGCUAUUUUGUCAGAAUGGAGUCAGCGGCAUACUUUGAUAAGCUUCAACCUUAUAAAUUAUCUAAUAGAACAAUUUUUGAAGCUAGGAGUCUUUUCAUGCAUCCACACACGGUGUCUAGUGUCGCAAGCUACAUGGCUAGGUUUUCACUCAUUCUGUCGAAGACGAUAAAACUCAAAAUUGAUUUAUCUUCAGUAAAUGUUCAAAGAAUCACGGAUAUACCUUGCAAAGAUGUCAAUGGUAAUGUCAUGUAUAGAGAUGGAAAGCCACUUAUACAUACAGACGGGACGGGAUUUAUAUCGGAGGACUUAGCUUUGGAGUGCCCUAUGAAUGUAUUUAAAGGGCAGGCAAAGCAUGAUGCUGAUCUUAAGAGAAUUCCUGCCUUUGAAGUAUUUCAGAAUAAGACUUCGCAAGUAAUACUGCCUGGGCUUGAACUUCGAGAACCACCUUUGUUGAUUCAGUUCCGACUUUUUUACAACGGUCUUGCUGUUAAAGGAACAUUUCUAGUGAAUAAACAGCUUCCUUCUAGAACAAUUCAAAUUCGCAAUUCUAUGAUCAAAGUUGAAAAAGAUCCAAAUCUUGAAAAUGCUGAAACAGAGAACUCACUGGAGGUGGUAGGAACCAGUAAUCCACCAAAGAGGGCAUAUAUUUCAAGAAACUUAAUAGCACUCUUAAAUUAUGGAGGUGUCCCAAGAGAGUAUUUCAUGAAUAUCCUUGUGGAUGCUUUGAGAGAUGUUCAGGGUCUUUUUUCUAGUAAGCGUGCAGCUUUAAGAGUUUCCAUUAACAACGGUGAUAUGGAUGACUUUCUAGUUGCAAGAAUGAUUUUAUCUGGAAUUCCUCUUGAUGAAUCAUAUUUGCAAUAUCGGUUGUCUAUGCUUCUGAGGGAGGAGAAAAAGAGCUUGAGAAGCGGAAGGCUUCACGUGCCUGAUUGUUACUAUUUAAUGGGGACAGCCGACCCCACCUGUACUCUUGAGAGCAAUGAAGUCUGCGUUAUCCUUGAGAAUGGUCAAAUCAAUGGGAAGGUUCUUGUCUAUCGCAAUCCUGGAUUACAUUUUGGUGAUAUCCAUGUUUUAACGGCUAAAUAUGUGGAGGACUUGGUACCUGUGGUGGGAAAUGCAAAAUAUGGUAUAUUCUUCUCUUGUAAGGGUCCCCGUUCAGUAGCUGAUGAAAUAGCUGGUGGUGAUUUUGAUGGUGAUAUGUACUGGGUUUCCAGAAAUUCUCAGUUGUUAGAGUAUUUCAGACCAGGUAAACCUUGGAGGCCAAGUCCUUCAAUGGAAGUAAUAACUAAUAUAAAGUCAAAUGAAUUUUCUGCGGAGGAUCUAGAGGAGGAGCUAUUUAAAUUAUUCUUGACAGCUCGGUUUCAGCCAAGUUAUGCAAAGAGUGUUGCAGCUGAUAACUGGGUAGCAUUGAUGGAUCAACUACUUAUGCUGGGUGAAGACUGUAAAGAAGAAAGAAAUCGUUUAAGGGCAAAGAUUCUCCAGUUGAUCAAUAUAUAUUAUGAUGCUUUAGAUGCACCUAAAAAAGGCGGGAAAGAGAUUGAAGUUCCAAAACACCUGAAGGCAGGAACGUUCCCUCAUUUCAUGGAAAGGGGAAAAAAAUCAUAUACCUCAACAUCAAUUCUAGGACAAAUUUUUGAUACUGUUAACAUGUUUCAAGAAGAAUCGCCAAACAUUGAGGUUCAAAAACUUCCUUGCUUUGAAGAUGAAGUGGCUGAUGAUACCCUGAUGAAGUGGAAGUUUCAGUAUGAGAUGUAUAGAAAAGAGAUGAGGGACGCCUUGCAGCUCGAUCCUGAUGCCAAAAACGUAGCUGCUGAAGCCACCAUUAAAAAGUACAAAGAGCUUCAGAUAUUGUACGGUGCGGAAGAGCUGGAGGGCAGCCCGAGGUGGAUGGAGGAGGUAUACAAGGAAGCUCUUGCAAUAUAUCACGUUACAUAUGAGUAUGCGAUGAGCCAUGGGUGUGUGCGCUAUUGCAGCUUUGCAUGGAGAGUUGCAGGUUCGGCUCUCUUCAACCUCUGUGCCAGAAAACAUUCUGAAAACAGCUUUCUUUGCCUCCCUUCAGUUAUGCGUCAGAUUUUUUGUUCAUCUUAGUUAAUAAUAUUAUGACCAUAAUUAAUUAUACAUUCACCGAGAUGUAAAAUAACGUAAAUAUUAGGGAUCAUAUUAAAAUAU